Molecule: messenger RNA, 732 nt
Organism: Urocitellus parryii (Arctic ground squirrel)
Lineage: Eukaryota; Metazoa; Chordata; Mammalia; Rodentia; Sciuridae
Gene: Agr3
Product: anterior gradient 3, protein disulphide isomerase family member
Cellular component (GO): endoplasmic reticulum
Molecular function (GO): dystroglycan binding
Source: RefSeq, a predicted model, not a curated record
AUCCAGAGCACACUUUCAGCAAGAGCACUGGCUGGUUCAGCUUCUUCUGAGGGGUUCUCUGGAAGACAUCAUGUUACACUCAGCUUUGGCCCUGUGCCUCUUAUUUAUCACAGUUUCUUCCAGCCUUGCCCUUGUAAUCAGAAAGGAAAAGAGACCUCCACAGACCCUGUCAAGAGGAUGGGGUGAUGACAUCACUUGGGUACAAACUUAUGAAGAAGGUCUCUUCCAUGCUCAGAAAAGUAACAAGCCAUUGAUGGUUAUUCAUCACUUGGAAGACUGUCAAUACUGCCAAGCACUAAAAAAAGUAUUUGCCCAAAAUGAAGAAAUACAAGACAUGGCUCAGAAUAAUUUCAUCAUGUUGAAUCUCAUGCAUGAGACCACUGACAAGAAUUUAUCACCUGAUGGGCAGUAUGUGCCUAGAAUCAUGUUUGUUGACCCUUCCUUAACAGUCAGAGCUGAUAUAACUGGAAGAUACUCUAACAGAUUGUAUACAUAUGAACCUCAGGAUUUACCAAUAUUGAUAGAAAACAUGAAAAGAGCAUUAAGACUUAUUCAAUCAGAGUUAUGAAGAAUGAUGGAAAAUGUCUUUAUAAUUCUGAGGUCAAAUACCAUGAAGAAAACAUCUGACUUACUGACAAAACCUAAAUGUGCAAAUAUAUGGAUUUUGUAAUGCUAUUUAGAUUUUUUAAAUGUGUUUUAAAUAUUCUUGUGACAAUAUAAUGAUAUUUCAAU